Benincasa hispida (wax gourd) is the source of this 675-nucleotide messenger RNA. Its product is annotated as cysteine proteinase inhibitor A-like. NCBI's taxonomy places the organism in Eukaryota, Viridiplantae, Streptophyta, Magnoliopsida, Cucurbitales, Cucurbitaceae. The record is from RefSeq and is a predicted model, not a curated record. Gene Ontology annotation, molecular function: cysteine-type endopeptidase inhibitor activity.
GUUCUUCACGCUCCAUCAUUAACGGAGAUCGCCCAUGACGAUUCGGCAGACCAAUCAAUGCUCCUCGCUUCUUAAAAUCUAUAAAAUGGAAGUGAUGGAAUUCGAAGGAAGAGGCAGAUCAAUCAAUCCAUCGAUUCAUCGAUCAAUCAAGCUCUCUCUCUGUUUACUGAACUGAAGAGAUUGUAAUGGCGACUGUUGGAGGUAUCAAGGAAGUUCCUGGAAACGAGAACAGCAUCGAGAUUGAUGAUCUUGCUCGUUUUGCUGUUGACGAACACAACAAGAAAGAGAAUGCGCUUCUGGAAUUCAGCAAGGUUGUGAAGGUGAAGGAGCAGGUGGUUUCUGGCACACUUUAUCACAUAACCCUUGAGGCAAGUGAGGGAGGUCAGAAGAAGGUUUAUGAAGCCAAGAUUUGGGUGAAGCAGUGGGAGAAUUUUAAGCAGCUUCAAGAGUUCAAGCUUGUUGGUGAUGGAUCUGUGGGCUCCUCUGCUUAGUUUGCUAGGGUCCUUAAAUCAUGAUGAUGCGUGGAAUACGAAGGGAACAAGAUCAUUUGCUUUAUAGUGUCUUUGAUUUAAUAAAUUCUGUAAGCUAUGGAUGAUUGUAUGGAUAUUUAUUAUCAAAUAUCAAUAGUUGUGAAUUAUGUGGCAAUUGCAUAAUAUAUGUAUUUUCAGGAAGAAA